CCCUCUCACCAAAAGCACCAAUUUUUUGGUAGAAUUAACAGUCAACGACGGCUAAAGGAUGCAACCGUCAUUUUACAUUUCAAGCUACCCGUCCUUCCCGAUCUUCUGAAACAGAAUCAGAAUCUCAUUUCCGGCGAGACGCAACAAAGGAACGACGACGGCAAUGGCGCGAGCAGCUUGGGCGGCGGAGAUCCGCUGGUCGGCGCUCACCGUUGCUCUCGUUCUAUCUUCUCUGAUCCGGCCUUCGAUCUCAAUAUAUUGCGACGAAGACGACUGUUACGAUCUCCUUGGAGUCUCUCAGAAUGCCAAUGCGUCUGAAAUUAAAAAGGCUUACUAUAAGCUGUCACUGAAAUUUCAUCCAGAUAAAAAUCCGGAUCCAGAAUCAAGGGCGAAGUUUGUAAAAAUCGCGAAUGCCUACGAGAUACUGAAAGAUGAAGCCACAAGAGAACAGUAUGACUAUGCUAUUGCCCACCCCGAAGAGGUAUUCUACAAUGCAGCUCGAUACUACCAUGCAUACUAUGGCCACAAAACUGAUCCUCGUGCCGUCCUUGUUGGUCUUCUUUUGAUUCUCUCAUUAUUUCAAUAUCUUAAUCAGUGGACAAGGUACAAGCAGGCUAUUGACACGGUCAAGAAAACACCAGCUUACAAAAAUAAGCUACGUGCUUUGGAACUUGAACGCAGUGGAGGUGUUACAAGUAGAAAGAAGAAUAAUAAAGCUAUGGAUAAGAACAUGGAGGAAGAACUGAGCAAGGACCUUAAUCUGCAGAUAAAGGGAGCUGAAAUACCAUCAAUUUGGGAACUUGUUGGUGUUCGCUUUUUGCUCCUUCCUUACACUAUUGGAAAGCUUCUGUUGUGGUAUGGCUGUUGGUUCUGGAGGUACAACGUCAAAAGAGCUCCAUACUCUUGGGAAGAUGCUUCUUAUUUGACUCGAAGAUCUCUAGGCGUUUCUUUUGAUUCGUGGAGAUUCAUUGACGAACCGUGCAAAGAAGAUCUUAUUCAAAAACGACUGUGGGAGAAGUCCAACCUGGAGAGCUACCUGGCAGAGACACGGAAAGAAUCAAAACGACGAAGAUAGGCAACAAACUUCCCUAGGAUGAGAGAGUAAGUUAUGAUAGUCGAUUUCUCACAUUAAAAUCAAUCAAAUACGUGUAACACUACUUGAUCAAGUACCACAGAAUGUAUGCGCAGAUCCAUUGCCAUUUUGGUGUAGAAUUCAUCUUUUUCUAUGUAGAAUUCAAGUUUUUCACAUAACUCUUGGGCUGCUAAGAAGGCUGCGUAGAGAAGUUUGAUAGGGAUUCUUUUAAAGCAAUAGGGAAUUCUUUGUAGCAUUCUUUUGUAACAAAUAUGUGUACUUUCA
This is a messenger RNA of Cuscuta campestris, 1357 nucleotides long. The record is from the annotation of a GenBank genome assembly. Lineage: Eukaryota; Viridiplantae; Streptophyta; Magnoliopsida; Solanales; Convolvulaceae.